UGGGGAAGCUUUUGCAGCCAUUUCUCUCUACCAACUAAAUUCCUCCUCCCCCAAAUCAACCCUAUCCAUUACUUUUACUUGCCCCCAUUAGCUACCUCAUCAGCUGCAACACCGAUCCAAUUCUCCAUUUUAACACCUCGUGGAGAAGCAUAACCAGGAACAAUGGAGUCAGUGCACAAAAUCCUCGCAUCAGCGCGUGCAGCACCCUACGGAAAUCUCCUCCCAGCCGGGGACAACCUAUUUCUCUCCGUCGCCGAAGCAGUACAAGACCACAUGAGCAAUUACGAUGCAUCGCAUGACUUUAACCACAUUCUUCGGGUCCUGGCACUAUCUCAACAUAUCCUGCUCGCUGAAUUCAACACUACAAAGACUUAUGACCCUACCGUGGUCCUUCUCAGCGCCCUUCUUCACGACGUGAACGACAAGAAAUACGCCCCACCAGUCAUCGAAGGUCAGCAGCAGACCUCGAAAGUGACUCUGGUGUUGCAGCAAGCCGGAGCCUCGGCAGCCCUAGCAGCUAGGGUAGAAGAGGUGGUCAAUCACGUUUCGUACUCCACUGAGACCAAGGACCCAAAUAAGGUGCUGUCCGUUAUACAGCAACAUCCUGAACUUGCUAUCGUGCAGGAUGCGGAUCGUAUUGAUGCCAUUGGAGCCAUUGGGAUCGGUAGGACGUUUACCUUUACGGGCGCUAAGUUGGCGGGUGCUAGUAUGCAAAAUUCGAGAGAGCAUAUUGAUGAUAAGUUGGAGAAGUUGGAAGGGAUGAUGAAGACUGCUACUGGUAGACAGAUGGCUAGGGAUCGUACAGAGAGGUUGACCAUUUUCAAGAAGUGGUGGGAUGAGGAGACGAUGAUGGUGGGGGUUUAGCUGGUUGUUUGUUUCGCGGAGUGCUCUUGCAUGAUUAGAUCAUAGAGAGGAUGGCAUUUAGCUGCGAUAGAUCAGAGUUAGAGAAACUGUCUAUUGAUUGCUUUGACGUCUAUUUAUGCAGACUCGUAUCUAUCAUAUGAUUGUAUACUCUAUCACAAUCGAGCGUCUCGGGA
This is a messenger RNA of Aspergillus piperis CBS 112811, 1037 nucleotides long. Its product is annotated as HD domain-containing protein. The coding region runs from base 163 to 864 and encodes 233 amino acids. The record is from RefSeq and is a predicted model, not a curated record. Lineage: Eukaryota; Fungi; Ascomycota; Eurotiomycetes; Eurotiales; Aspergillaceae. The transcript is spliced from 3 exons.